Molecule: messenger RNA, 11436 nt
Organism: Neolamprologus brichardi
Lineage: Eukaryota; Metazoa; Chordata; Actinopteri; Cichliformes; Cichlidae
Source: RefSeq, a predicted model, not a curated record
CACUGAAUUGAGCUGGAACAACUUGUCACAGCUCGUUACUGAUCCACGAAUCUGCGCAGGGUCCCGGGGUACAGCAGGAAGAGGCUCCCCUUCAAAGUAAAGCAGUUCCGUGCGUCACAGCGCUGUUUGUCUCCGCGGUGAUUUCACUCGAAGCUGAGUUCAGGAAACCGAUACAGCACAGACUCCGUCCUCAUGGACCUGGAAACAGCUCAGCACAGUGAGCCGUGUCUGCCUCUGUGAGGGAGCAACAGGCUGAUUUCUGCCUCAAACCACCGCAGCGAGUGUCUGACACCAUGAAACUGAAUCCACGGGAAGCUCUGCUUUAUGGAGACUGUGUGCUGACGGUGCAGCUUGAUGAGGACGAAGAGAAGGAAGCAGACUUUUACCUGAUUUUCUCUGGGUCUACACAAAGGCACGUGAGCAGCACACUGCGAGUGAGUCAUGUCACACUGCAGGCCGUGUGUCCAGGCCAUAAUGUGUGUGAACAGGUCUUGGUGACACUGUGUUUGGCUCGCCCUGAUGGAUCAGUGGACACACACUCGCAGCAGACCUUCUCCUUUAUACAGAGUCCACAGGAAGCUGAGAGCCUGGCCCUGAAGCAUGUCAGCCAGCCUCACCGCAGGACUGCACCACAAGCACCCUGCAGCACACACACAGAUGUGCAGAAGGGAACGGUCACAGUGACGGACACGAACAGACCCGACACACGGAUGGAUGUCGCCUCAUUUUGGAGCAGCUGCCCUGCUGUGUGUGAGCACCAGCAGCCCUCCAGCCUGCUGCAGCUCGCAGCCAGUCAUGGUCUGAAGACGGCACCAGCAUUCCUCCUGCAGCAGCCCGCAGGGAAAGAGGCAUUGCGAAGGACGAACACUCAGGGUUCAGCUCCAGCAUGUCUUGCAAAGAGCAGAGGGAAGCAGCCACUUCUGGAGCUCUUCACGCACUAUGCAACGCUCCCAGAUGUUCAAGCGGAAGCUGAGGAGACACUGCAGGUUUACCCCAAAGGUCAAGUGUUUCAGUACCAUGCCAGUGUAGGUACCUACACCCUAACCUUCCUCCUGCAGAGGGAGGGGGACACAGGGACAGACAGCAGGGGGCGCUGCUGUUUACCGGAGGAAGUGAUGGAGCUGAGGAGGCUGAUGGAGGGUCACAAAUCCACCGUGAGUUCAGGCUUCCACUUGUUGGAGGAGAGAACACAAGGGGACGACUCGGCUGCUGUCAGUCAAACAUCCUGUACCAGUGGAGGUCUUUGUCAAAGAGAGGAAAAAGGGUGGGAACACCAGGGCACAGCAGCUGCCCGCACUGGGAGGAAGAAGAAAAACAAAAAGAGAACCGCCAAAGUCACAAGACCUGCAGCAGAGUCUUCAGGAAACCAGAGCCGAGAAAGUGCACGGAGGCCCCGCACAGCUACAGGAAGUGGAACUCUCUCACCAAGACAACGAGCAGUGGCGACUGUGACUAAUGUCGGAGGAACACAAGAAACUCCAUCACCCAUAAGGCCAGUAUUGGGACCAGGUGUUGAAAGGAAGUGUGCUGGCAGGAAGGUGGUUGCCUUGCCUACGGCCAGUGUCGUAGAUAAACAGGAAGGCCAGAAACAGGAAGUGGAGCUGCCGAUGCGUAAGCUGGUGUCAAAGACAGGAAGAGACACACAAAGUGUCAGCGCAGAAAUCACAGUGGAAUCAGCUGCAGAUGGGACAGUGGCCAUGGGUCAGGAGCAGUCCCAGGACAGUCAGACAGAGCAAGAGGAGCCAAGCCCAGUCGGCACUAUGGAGAAAAGUCCUUCAUCUGACACGGGAGCCAGCCCCGAGUCCACACAUGCUGAAAGGAAAGGCAGGAGAGUGCUAUGGCGGGAUGGAGGCUGGACCGGAAGCAUAAUGGGACCAGAAGCAGCAGGAAAAACCAUCUGGUAUAAGGAAGAAAACUUCGGACAAGUUUCCAGUGAAGAUUCCAGGAGAACAGAAGUGAACUCGCAGUCAGUCUGGUACGACAGUGGCACCACGGGUGAGAGAAUCCCCGGACAGCAGGAGCAAGGAGUGACACAGAAGAGAAACUGCGAUACGAGCUCACCUCAAGCUUUAGGUCUUAGUUCUCCACAGCUGUUAGAGCAGGCUCUGUCUGCAGCUCCUAGUCAGUCACAUGCUGCUGGAAACCUGCCAGCGCUGUCACAUGGGCCACACGCACAAAGACGGGAAGUGCAGCGAGAGGAGGAAGUUAGGUCAGACUGGGAGAAGGCAGGAGUGGAAGGAGACAGAGAAGAGGCCAGUAACAGAGAGACGAGUUUCAGCAGAAGGAUUUGUGAAACAGCAGGCGCUGAAGAGGGAGGAGAAAAACUAGCAACGAGCAAAAAACGCAGGAGAAAGAAGAGGGGGAAGAGAGGAGGUGGAGAAGCCAAACUUAGCUCCUGCUCUAGUACAGAAUCUCAGGGUCACACAGAGAUUCAGUCAGAAAGCCAAGAAGCAACAGACCCCGGCAUCCAGUCACAGACGCAGACUGGGAGGACAGACGAUUGCUGCCUCCCUGAUUCUGAGCCGGCCCGGAAGCAGGAAGCUGAUGACGAUGCCAUGCACCUACCCGGCCACACGGAGAUCCAGGCCCGCAGCGCUCAUGGAGCUGGCGGUGAUGUUACAAGCUCAGUCUCUGGUUUCAUGGCUGAAGAGCUCAGUCACACUGAGCAUCUGACAGCACACUCCACUCCAGUUACAGCUUCACACACAGAAAGAAGAAAGGACUCAUCGGAGGAUGAGACCGUGAGCUCAGAAUUCGGUGAAGCAGAUGUCAGUACGGUGGACAUAAAGAUAAAUACAAGUGUGCAGCUGGAGGCAACACAAGGACGUGACCCUGGAGAGCUGGAAUCACAGAUGCCUGCCAUUCCUGCCCAGCCAGCACCGGAUAAUGCUGAUCUUAAGGCUCUGCCACCAAACGAUGAUCUGACCGUUACUUGUACAGCCACAGAGUCUGGGAUCCAGAUCGAGUUAGAAAACUCCAAGUAUCCAAAGGAAUUUGUUAAACAGUCGGAGGAUACAGAGCUCAGGGAGGAAAAGCCAGGACACUCUGUGGAUCCCACAGGAACACCAGCAGGACUUGUUGAAUCUGUGCGUCCCACAGAAGCUGCUUUUGUACCAGCUGACGAUAGAGCGGAUGUUGCUCCCCUUCACAUUCAGGAAGGAAGCACUGAGAGCACUGCAAGGGAAUAUUUAAAGCAUUGUUUGGCCCCUGAGAUGCUGAGAGGUCAGCAGCACACGGAAAAAAUGAGACAUGACAUGUGGGUGGGCGUAGAGGGAGGAGUUGAGGAAAGAAGCCAGAGUGGCGACGAGGACAGUGCCACAGAGGCGUGCUCCAUGGAGCGAGGGCGAGCGGUGAAGCAGAACUAUGAUGAAGAUGUGGUUGCUGCUGCAGUAGCUGUUGUAGCAGUAGCAAUAGCAUCAGCAGUGGUUAGCAUAGAAGUUAGCCAACAUUUAUUAGACAAUAUGUCAGAGAGUCAAGUGUGUGCUGGCAAAGAAGCAGGAACCAGUCCAUCAUUAGCUAAGGGGAGCGGUGCAGUCGGCCUCAGCACGACUCAGUGCUCACAGCUGGCUCCACAGCUGAUCGCCAGAGCUGACACAGAAAACCAGCCUGCAGCACACUCUCACCUCACUAACCACAUCACGUCUAUAGGACAAGUGUGUGUUCACACAGCAGAGGAAUCUUGUAUAACUAACACAGACGAUCAGGCUAACAGUGACCUUCCUUCAUCUGCUGAAGCUCUUCAGUUACCAAAACAGCCCAAAGAGGAAAUUCAAAAAGAAAGUCUGCACAGCAAAGUCUUUACAUACUCACCACCUAAAGAAGAAGAUAACAGACCUUUGCCAGAGGUGAUGACAGCUAAGGCAGACGGAGAGAGCCAGUCCCACUGUCAGAAUCCACUGCUCACAGAGCACAGAGAGCCCAAAGAUCAGGCUGCCUGUCCUGAAGAGGGAGAUGGACAGCAGCACUUUCAAACAAGAGAGAUCCCCGAUCAAGACGGCGGUCACUCUGUGGAGUGCAAAGAUGCUGAGUGGCAGGAUAGAUCAGAAGAUAGUGAGUGCUGUGCAGACCUGUCAGCCUCACACUCUCACACUCCAGGAAAGGAGAGCCAGCCACAGCUGGUUAUAAUGCCACAUCAGAGUGGUUCAGCACUUCCUGUUACCCCCAGUAACCCAGCUUCCCUAGCUAGUCCCACUCCACAGGAAACUACCGCUCCUGUGGAAUCAGCUGAACUUCUGUCAUCAGCAAAUGGCAAUAGUCUUACUGCAAGCCAUCCUGAAGCUGACGGUGGCACAAACCAAAGAGAAGCUCAUGACUGUGUCCGUGUGAACCCUGAGGAUGGUGUAUUUGAAGGGCUGGAUACAGUGGAGAAAGGAGGAGAAGUGGAGAAGCUCACAGUGGAGGACACAUCCCACACAGGAGCAGCAGAGCAGGAGCAGAGAGGCUGGGACAGCGCACACACUCUGCAGAUCCAGAGAGAAAGCCAUGUGCUCUGUCCUGUACAGCCCAGUCUUGAACACAACGCAAUAACACCACGUACAGAUAUUCACACAGACCGAGGAACGUGUGUAUCGCUGUGUUUGGUGCAGGGAGAGUCGGUGGUGGAAGAUGGCCUGAACGUCACUCCUGUGCUGGAUGAUGGUCUAAUUCACAAGCCUGAGGCUCCUCAGACUGGUGUUGGGCACAUGGACAGCCAGGCCUGUGGCGCCCACUCCUCCACUAAUAAUGCACUGAUGCAAGAAGCUGUCAGUCCCGGCAAAGCAGCUUUGUCAGGGGACACAUCUGGCGCUGUGUCCCCUCAGAGCUCCACACUGUCCUGGAUGUCAGAAACGGAGGACAGAGGAGGAGGAGGAGAAAGAGGAGGAGAGGUAGAGGGAGGAGGCGAUGAAGAAGAGAAAAAAGACCAGCUUCCAGAAACUCCAGUGUCAUCAGCUGUCUUGCGCAAAUCCAGUCGCUCCUUGUCUCCGUUGCGUCGCCAUAGCUGGGAGCCGGGCAGGACCAACACAGCCACACACAUGGAGCUCUCACAGAGCAGUCCGCCUGCCCCUUCCUUCAGCUCACUGAAGACCAUUUCAGGAGAGGUGAAACAAGUCAAGACCCCUCUCCACAGAAGAAGUAUGAGCUGGUGUCCAUCCAACCUGGUUUUUCCUGAUCAGGAGCAAAUAGACAGCAGAAGCCACAGUCUAGAAAGUCUAGAAGUGGGCACAGCAGUGGUGCAGGACCAGACACAGCAUGCCAGCAUCAGUGAUCAGGAGGUGGUGGCUGCAGGCAGGAGUUCACAGGUGGAGAGCCUGGACAGGGGGUCUCUGGCCUCCCUAACCGAGGAGGAGCAGGAAGGAGACAGCAGCAGCAUUGAUAGCCAGACAUCAUUGAUUGUCAGCUAUCCUGCCAUGUUUCAUCAUCCAACUCUCACCAAAUCCAUCUCCAUGGUCACCGUCACUCAGCGGGACGUACAGGCGAGUGGGUUUCCUCCAUCAAAGCGACGAAUCAGCUUCUCUGUCAGUAUCUCUCCGCUCCUCCCAAAAACUAGACGCUUCUUUUCCAUUGGCUCUUCCUCCAGUGAUGAGGAGGAGGGAGGGAGUGUGAACUCAUUCUGCAGUCACUCUGGGUCACUGGCAUCCAGUAUUUCAGAGGAUGAGCCAGGUCCCCUGCAGAGCGAAACUGAGGGAAAAGGAGGGCCUAAAAUUGGUCGGAGAUUCAGCUACCUCCGCAACAAGAUGAGCAAGAAAGUCAAGGACAAGGAGAGGAGGGGGGAGGGUAAGCAAGAGAGCAAAGCACGAGAAAAGGCCCCCCUGUGCCCCCACAGCUCCACGCUGUGUCAGCACAGCGGCAGACUCCUGUGCAAUAAGGAAACGUUCUUCUGCAACAACUGUGGGGUCCUCGUCAGUGACAGAUCCACGGAGAGCCCGUCUGUCUGUGCAAAGAACAGAAUAAAGCAAGCAGCGGUGCCAGAAGGCGUUCCUGGGUCGUCUGUUAACACGAGGAGUAAAACUACAUCUUCUACAUCAUCGCUGUCGUCAAGGUCCUCAUCGUCACGUUGGUCAACAGUAACAAUGCCCGACGACCACCUUCCUAUGCUGUCUCCGAGAAGAAACCGCAGAACCUUCAGCCCUCACAGCAACCUGGCUAAGAGCAUCUCCAGUAGCAACAUACCAUCGUUAGACGAUGCUGCACUCAAGCGCCUCAAAGUGCUGUCCCAGUCCACCGACUCUCUCCAUCAGGGGAGCAAAGUCAACGCUUCAACUGAGUCUCUCACUGAUGAAGGUACUGAGAUCACUGACACCCAGCUGAUGGAGUUUGAAAAUGACAUUAAAGAUCUGGAAGCUGAUUCUUGGAGCGGCAUGGUGGAUAAGAAGUUCUUGAAGUCCCUGAAGAAAGAUGAAGUGAAGAGACAAGAUGUCAUUUAUGAGCUGUACCAGACAGAGGUUCACCAUGUGAGGACUCUGAAGAUUAUGUCGGAAGUGUAUCACAAAGGCCUUCAGAAGGAGCUGCAGCUUGAUCUUCAAACUCUGAACAAGAUUUUCCCUGUUUUGGACGAUCUCUUGGAGUUACACACAGAAUUCCUCUCAUUGCUCCUGGAGAGAAAAAGAAAUGCAUCAACUGAGAGACAGAAGAGCAACAACUUCCUCAUCUGCAGCAUUGGAGACAUCUUAGUUAAACAGUUUUCAGGCUGCAGCUCUGUCCGCAUGACGAAAGUUUAUGGGAAGUUUUGCAGUCGCCACAACGAAGCCGUCAGUCUGUACAAAGAACUGCACGCCAAAGAUAAACGCUUCCAGGCUUUCGUCAAGAGAACAAUGAGCAGCAGUGUUGUGCGGCGGCUCAGCAUCCCAGAGUGCAUUUUGUUGGUGACUCAGAGGAUCACCAAAUAUCCUGUUCUGAUCCAGAGGAUCCUUCAGCACACCAAAGAGUCAGAUAAGGAGCACGGCUUGGUUUCUGACGCGCUGCGCCUUGUGAAGGAGCUGAUUACGGCUGUGGAUAAUAAAGUCAACCAGCAGGAGAAGAAACAGCGCCUGAAGGAGGUGUACAGUCGCACUGACAGUAAGUCCAUCAUGAGGAUGAAGAGUGGUCAGAUGUUCGCUAAAGAGGACCUGAUCAGAGGGAGGAAGCUGCUGCACGAUGGAGCGCUGCAGCUGAAAAACUCUGCAGGAAGACUCAAAGAAGUCCAUGCCAUGCUCCUGACAGAUGUGCUGGUCUUUCUUCAGGAAAAAGACCAGAAAUAUGUAUUUGCCUCAUUGGACCAGCGCUCCACGGUCAUCUCCUUACACAAACUCAUUGUUAGAGAAGUGGCAAAUGAGGAGCGAGGUCAGGAGAAAGAUAAGGAUGAGGGACUCCCAAGUGAGACGGAAGAAGACCGGAGACACCAGGAGAACAGAGCAAAGGAGAUCCGCGAGCUUCUGCAGAGGAAGGAUGAGCAGAUUAUCAGUUUAUUGGAGGAGAAGAUACACAUCUUUAGAGAGCUGGGUAACUGCAGUCUGUCUCCAGAGGAUGCUAACACAUCGGUCAUGGAGCGGAUGUUGUUCAGAGCCACACCUGAUAACGUCACCAAAGGAGAGCCGGUCAUAAAUGAUGCUGUGAGAGAAGUGGAGGCCCUGCAUGCUUUGGUCAGCGGAGGUUUUGGUGCAGCGGCCUGCGGUCCAGGCGGCCUGACAGGGGGCGCCGUGGGACCAGUCUGCCUGCCCAGACGAGCAGAGACGUUUGGAGGCUUCGACAGUCAUCAGAUGAACAGCAGCAAGAAUGGAGAAAAGGAAGAGGGAGAGGAGUCAGUGGACCUCCGCAGGACUGAGUCCGACAGCGUGCUGAAGAAGGUAGGGAUGUGUGUGUUUCACAUACGGUUAUUCAUCUCAUUUAAGACGAAUUAUUUCUUUAAUACGUUCCUGCAGAUUGAGGACCAGAGGCAAGCCCUGAACAGCCAACUCAGCACCACCUCCUCCAGACAGUCCAUCUCUUCCUCCUCCUCCUGCUCCUCGCUCUCAUCCUCAACUAGCUCGCGCCCCUCCUCCCUCAUUGAGCAGGAGAAGCACAGGAGUUUGGAGAGGCAGCGGCAGGAGGUGGCCAGCCUGCAGAAACAGCAGGCUGCACAUCAGGAAGAAAAGAGGAAACGAGAGAGAGAGUGGGAGCUGAAAGAGAGAGCUCUGGCAGAUCGGGAGGAGAGGCUGGGGGAGGAAGAGGAGCAGACGAGGCGGAAAUGUCGGGAGCUGACAGAAGAGAUGCAGAUGUUACAGAGGAGCAAAGAAGAGUACCAGAGAGACGUGGAGUGGCUGAGGGAGGCGCAGAGGAGGCUGGAGAGAGACGAGGAGGCUCUGAGGAGAGACAAUCAGAAGGUGGACGCAAAUAGAGAGCAGUCGGAGGAGCUUCAGAGGUACCAGCGCAUUCUCUCCACAAACUCAGACGACUCCUUAAGGUUCCACAGCACCGGGUCCCUGGAUCUGGAUUCAAAAGAAAUAGCAGAACAAGCCAAAGAGGUGGAGCUCUCAUCCUCCGCCCCAACCAAAGAACCUUUCCUCCGCAUUGGAUCCAAGAGGAUGAGCAAAAACUUCAACCCCUUCUCCUCUAAGGCUCAGGGAGCAGAGAAGGAGUCCCAGCUCCCCUCCAGACUACUUCAACUGACCAAAUCCAAAGAGAAGAAGGAGAAAAAGAAGAAAGGAAAAGGAGGGAAGGACGCACAGACAGAGAACAAAUGUGCAGUGAUGUUGGAUUCUCCAAAUGACAGUGACUUCUUCAUCUGAGGAGCGAACUCCUAACACCCAGUCGCACAGCUGACAGUGUGUGUCUGCCUCUGUCUGCUUGGCCCCAGACAUUGCCCCGGCCUUCCCGUCACACAGACUGUACCAUCAAAGGUCAAAGGUCAGGCAGGGUAACACACUGACUUAGCUGAAGUCUUUCCCAAGGUAACAGACUGCUCUGGAGACUAUCCUGCCCACGCUCCAAUAAUGCCAAACUGGAUGGAUUCAGAAGAGUUUGUCCAGCAGCAGGUCCUGGAAAAGCUUAACUUGACCAAUCACAAGCAAGAUUUCUUUUAAGUGUUGCUGAAGCUAACUUUGGUUGCUUGUUGUGCACUCCUUACUUGUAGAACACACACACACACACACAGCAGGUUAAACCAUCAUUCACUGUGAAUGAAACAGACCCCUUAAAUUAAAAAAUCUGUGUUUAUUUGAUCUUGAGCUGAAGUGCCUUCCAUGUGUCUGGCAGCAGGUAUACGUGUAGCAGCAGUUAAUCUGAUUUGUAACAAAGUACUGAUGAAAUGUACAUUAUACAGAGCUGACCGUGCACUGUUUACAUGUCAGUGUAGCAAGCUUCCUGCUCAUUUCAUUGGUCCUUCAUUUCUGCCCAAGCUAUCAUUUCAGACCCGGCAGCGACAUAUUUAAAGUAUGCACUGACCCGGGCUCUCCCAUCACAGUCACCAAACUCUUAUACGCUGAUUUAAAUUAAACUUAAGAUUUUAAUAACGAAACUGGACAUUUUAUUAGACAGAUGGUUCACAAACCCAGCCAUGAGUGAAAUCAAAGGACAACUGUUAUAUUAGAACACUACAUACCUCUGCAUGUGGACAAGGGUCCACUCUAACCCCCAUUUCUAUUGCCUUUAUUCACCCUCACAAAGCCCUGCCGGUGUGCAUAACACACCCAUCAUACACUGGACACCCACAGGCUCGUGUGCUCCAUCCACCUGUGUGGGGAAUGACAGUCGAGGUCGAGACAGUGCUUUAUUUACUGCUGCACUCACUUGUUAUGUUUACUCUACAUGAAGCUUAAUAUUCCUAUUCUUUUUAAUAAAAGCACCUGACUCAUACUAAACAGCCCAAGUGCUGAAAAGUGGAACAAACACGUGAGAAGAAGACUUCUGUGAUACACACCACUGGUUUGAAUCUGCUUGUGUGCAUUCCCCUGUGUUGACAGCUGCUUCUCGUCAUGACAAAAAUGGCGUGUCCUAGCUGAACUGCUCCUCUUUCAACAACAGAUAACAGAGCCAUUACGAGGAAGCCAGUCAAACAUGCCGAAGAGAAGAGUCCAUUAAAUAUUCAUCACUUGUGCUUCUGUUUUUCUGCAGCGUUAUGUUUCCAGAUAACUGGAUUCUCCCAGUGCAUCACACAGGGAGGCUCGCUCAGGGCGUGUACAUGAUUAUAUGUAGCCUUUAGUGUCAUAUUUCCGAGGGUGGGGUUAAUGCAGCAAAAGUGCUUUAGCGCUGCUCUAACCAGGUAGUACUCUAACCAAACAGCAGAGGUGAGAACAAAAGUUAACAAAUAAAACCAACACUGAAAGACUGACACUCCUGCAUUACACUUUCAAGCACGUGGUGCUCUGUGACGCUGCUGUAGUGUCUGCUCACAGAUAACAGAGGACAGAGAUGGCAGCACUGGAUGCUCGUCAGUGACAGCACAGUGGUUUAACAGAGACGUGAGGAACUAGUCAGCAGUAAGAUCAGGUAUAUAAACAGUACAUGCUAAAUUGUGUAGUAUUUUUACACCAGCAGCAGUCUGACCUUUGUUUACACGGCCUCUUUGAAUAGAGGCUGAUGAGAUUUUGAUGAGAGGUUAAAGAAGCAUUUCUGCUAAUAUCCAUUUCUUUUUAGUGCAGUAAUUCAAAAACUGAGGAAAUGGAGUUUUAAAAAAUAGUUUUGCACUUGGAUGGAAGUAUGUGUGGGUGUAGUAUAUGAGCAGCAGGUAAAUGACUGAGAAGAAACCAUUAAGGAUGAUGCAUAACAAGCCCAUUAAUACAUUAGUCAUGUUUUUGUGUUGAGUGGCACAAAUCAUGUUAACCCUGUAAAGCCUGAACCAAUCAUUACUAGAAAAUUACAUUUAUAAAACAAAUGUAGUUCAUUAAAACUACUGACAAUUUUUCUUAAAGAACUUAAAUAUUAUUUUGCAUAUAUGUGGUUGUUUUUAUUUAGUUUUUUUUUACUAUUUAUUGUUGAUUUGUUGAGCAAGUUAUUUGUUUUUCGGCGGGGAGAAAGUCUCAAAAACUCAUCAAAUAUGAAACACUUGGCAUUAUAGGGUUAAAGACACGUUUCACCCUCACAACUAAACAGAUGUUCACUGAUGUAUUUUAGUGGAGCAGACACUCCAGCACCACCCACCCACCCACCACACAGCAGUACAGUGCACAGUGUUAUCAGUGUACACUGAUCCCUCAACAAACAAGCUCAGUCACUGACACGGCCUCUGUGUUGUUCCCGUGCACUAAAAAUAUUUCUAAAGCCAUUAAAAAUGAAAGUUUCACCAUCUUUUUCGCUGUGUGUGGGAUCGUCUUGAAAUGUUUUUGGAAUAAAAACACGAGGUACAAAGUUUCUGUUUUAUUUCCAAAGAAAACAGAUGGAGGCAGAGCAACACAUUUUGUAAAUAUGUACAAAUUUCAAGUGAGAGAAAAGCUUUAUUUGUCUACUUUCUUCCUGAUCUGGAAAUGUAAUGUUCAAUUCUAAUAAAUUACUAUGCUAUUGUCA